Messenger RNA from Eucalyptus grandis, 653 nucleotides. RefSeq lists its product as uncharacterized. Gene Ontology annotation, molecular function: electron transfer activity. The record is from RefSeq and is a predicted model, not a curated record. The coding region runs from base 58 to 459 and encodes 133 amino acids. The transcript is spliced from 2 exons. NCBI's taxonomy places the organism in Eukaryota, Viridiplantae, Streptophyta, Magnoliopsida, Myrtales, Myrtaceae.
UUUAACUUCAUUGCUUUUCAGUUCACCAGACAGAUAAUUUGAGAAUAUAUUAGCGAAAUGGCAGGAUUGAGGUAUGCAGGAAUUGCGUUGCUGGUGAUAGCCACGACCAUGGCGAUGACCGAGGCCAGAACUAUUGUUGUUGGUGGAUCUGAGAACUGGCGUUUCGGCUACAACUACACGGACUGGACUCUUAAGAACAGUCCCUUCUACAUCAACGAUAAACUUGUGUUCAAGUUUGAUGCACCCCACAACGUGUACUUGCUGCCCAACCUAUAUAGCUACAUCAAGUGCGACUUCAGGGGUGCGAAGCUUCUUGCCGGUGCACCAAAAGGCGCCGGAGAAGGGUUCGAGGUGGUGCUCAACCAAUGGAGGCUCUACUACUUUGCUUCCUCUAACGACAAGGACUGCUCCGAUGGCUUGAUGAAGUUCUUCGCCAUGCCGCUUCCGCGUUGGCAGUGAUUGGGACGAAGAAUCAGGCUGGUUCCGUUUGCUAGUUGAUAAUUGAUAUUGUUUACGCAAUUAUAUAAUUUGAAUAAGAGGUCAUGGUUGAAAUAAAUAUAUGCGGUGAGGGUACUUUAUUGUUUCUUCUACUGCCUAUGUAUUACCCAUGAUUUGCCGUGGAAUAAAAUUUUUACUGCAACUAAAUUUUGUUA